Penicillium arizonense is the source of this 387-nucleotide messenger RNA. RefSeq lists its product as uncharacterized. The transcript has 2 exons. Bases 1 to 387 code for a protein of 128 amino acids. The record is from RefSeq and is a predicted model, not a curated record. NCBI's taxonomy places the organism in Eukaryota, Fungi, Ascomycota, Eurotiomycetes, Eurotiales, Aspergillaceae.
AUGAACAACGUAAAGCACGACACCUCGUCCAACUGGAUCACACUUGCUGACUCGGAUCUCACAACAGGAGACACCCUCAGCUUCUCACACACGAAUGCGAAGCGAGCAAAUGUCUUGUCUGCUCGACCUCCCCUGCACCAACACCAUCGUAUACUCUGUUUCUUCCACAUGACUACUGGUGGCAUCGAUGAUCGCUACCUCGACUUUCUCCCAGUGGAUUUAGUUCAUCAGAUCAUGCUUUGGUAUGCCUACCUGAUGCAAGACCCAAUGGAGCGUAUAGCAGUGUCUGUCUCUCGGCAUUUGAACACCCACAUGGGAUGGCGUCUGGCGUCUUUCGAGCCUGAAAAUCUGAAGGCACCGGGAGGAGCCGAUGUUUCGUCUUGCUAG